AUGGAAAAGCUUCCCUACAACCUUGCUCUGAAGAACCUGUGUGAGAUCUUCUUACAAGAGAGAAAUGAGAAGGCAUCUGUGGAGUUACUUUGCAGUCUCCAUGGAGAGAAACUUGAGGUCUUCUGUCUAGAGGAUAAACAUCUUGCAUGCAGGAUGUGUGUGAAUGUGGAUAUGCAUAUCAAUCACACAUGGAGACUUCUGGAUGAGGCAGCAGGGAGUCUCAAGGAGGUGCUGAAAACAAAGAUGAAGCCUUUGAAAGAGAAGCUCAAAGUCUUAAAGAAUGUGAAAGUCAUCUGUAAUCAAAGAGCACAACACAUCAAGAAUCAAGCCCAGCAAACAGAGGCAUGUAUUAAGGAGGAAUUUAAUCAGCUUCACCAGUUUUUACGAGAUGAAGAGAGAGCCAGGUUAGCCACUCUGAGAGAAGAAAAGGAGCAGAAAAGGAAAAUAUUAGAUGAGCGAAUUCUGUUGAUUAACUGCAAACUCUCCUCUCUCGAGGAAAGAAUCAGAGCCACUGAAGAAGAGAUCCAAUCCAACAAUAUCUCAUUCCUGUUGAACUACAAAGGCCAACUUGAAAUUACCCAGUGCACCUGUCCAGAGGGUCCAGAGAAGCUUCCAGAAGUUCUGAUUGAUGUAGCAAAGCACUUGGGGAAUCUGAAGUUCAACGUGUGGCAGAAAAUGAGGUGUUUCACUCAUCAUACUCCUGUCAUCCUUGACCCCAACACUGCUCACCCAUGUCUGCAACUUUCCAAAAAUCUGACAGAUGUGAGAUUUGGUCAGUGGAGUCAACAUGCCCUAGGUUACUUAGAGAAAUGUGCAGGGUAUACAAGCGUCCUGGGUUCUGAGGGAUUCAAUGCAGGAACUCACUACUGGGAUGUUGAGGUUGGGGACAACACCACCUGGGCUUUGGGAGUCAUCUCAGAGUCUGUGAUCAAGGCAAGAGACAAUCCCCCCAUUUCUGGUUUAUGGCGCCUAGGUUAUCACAACGGUAAAUAUGGACAAGGUCUUUCAGGGGAUGUACUAAGGCCGCUUGAUGUGAAACAGAAAGUCCAACGAAUCAGAGUCUAUCUGGACUUGGACAGAGGAGAAUUGUCAUUUCUUAACCCUCAUACUAAUACUCCUCUCCAUACAUUUAAACACACCUUCACUGAGAAAGUCUUUCCAUACUUCUGUAAUGUGUGUCCAUCUCAAGCGCUCAGUAUCUUGCCAGUGCAAACCUCAAUCACCGAUGGAGAGUGGAGAUAGCGUAAAGAUGAAUGUGAAUGUUUGAAAUAACAUCAACUAUCUGCAACAAGCAAGCCCAACAGGAGAGUAACGGAAGUAAAAUACCAUUCAUUUGUGCCCAAAAAUAAAUGUAUUUUGUGAAAACCUUUCAAGACCAAAGGUCCAAAGAGCUCCAAAGUUGUUAAGCUAUGAUAUUCUAUAGAAGCCACAAGUCAAUUUGAUUGAACCUUUUUUUAAUCAUGUUUCAUUGCCAAAUUACUACAUUCAUUUGGCCAGACUUUUGAAUCCCAUCAGUUUGUUUUUCCCAUUUCUGUUUCUGUUGGUUCAUUCUUAAAAUAAUGUAUGCCUUGAACUAUGGAGGUAUUUUGUGUAGCAAAUGUCAUUUCACGAUAACAGUCCUGUUGUGAAUUGCAACACUUGAUCCAUACCUGUAAUUUUGAGACCUGUUGAACCUCCCAUCACAUACACUACAAUAAUUUUUUCUGCAUACCAGGCACCAUUGCCAGUUGGCUUUGAGACUGGGCAAGCAUCAAAUAAUUGGAAUACACAUUAUUCAUUCUGUGCACAAAACUCCUUAUACGGGUGAGUGUAAUGUCGCGGAAACGUUAUUGGUGUAAAUUGUUGCCUAGUCAAUGGAAACAACUGUCAGAGUGGUGAACAAUUUUUUUUAAUUCUAAUUGUUUUAAAUUCAGGACAGUAAUAUUGCUCAUAUCACACAAAUGAAAGAUUGUCAAAUAUUGAGCCGAGCAUGUUUAUGUCCAUUAAAUCAUACAAUGAACCAUAUUGCCAGAAGAGCUUGUUUUGACAUACGACAAAAAGAAAAGAUUGCCAGUUACCAUUUUCAACAUCCUAGGCCUCACACGUCACUCUUCCCACAGUUCAGAACAUCUGGAAUGGGCAGCAGCAAUUAACUAAACUGACCACCAAAGACAACAAUCUUAACCUGAAUGCAUAUGGCAAAUGUAAAAGACAUGGCAGUCUACAUUCCUUAAUAUGUUUUUUUAAACAGACACUGACUGCGCCCUAAUGUUAGAACUAUAAAACAGAUAUAACACAAGAAGGACAUGAUUGCCGGUUCACCAAUUCAUAGCCUCAGACUAACCAGAAACAAUGACCUAGUAACAAUAACACAGAUUUUUAAUAAAUAUAUUAACUUACCUGUACCUCAACACAAAAUUAAUGCAUCUCUCCUUGCAAAUGAACAUCUCCGUCAUUCCGUCAAAAGUCACCCGCUUGUGAUGAAAAUGAAUUUUGCCAAAGGAUGUCGAUACUUACACUUCAGAUAUCCAUUUUAGCACUUAAUAAAGCAUUACUUAUGUGAACUUGAACGUGUUGACACAAAACUGAAAUCUAGCCUAUCAGAUAGCGUGACUGAAAGAAGGAGCUUCUAACUGGCUUACUCAUUUUGGUAAGCAUGCUUACCUUGGCCAUUUGUAGUAGCGGGCGUGAUUCAAUUUGAAUUUACAUACAGUGUUGAAUGAAAGGGCAGCAAAGGAUGCUUUGAAUCAGAGAAAGCAUAACAUAAAGUGUGUAUACCUGAUGGUGGCGCCAAAGCGAAUAUAUGAAUAACUGUCUGUGCUGCUCCACUGAGAUGAAAGAUGAAGAAUUUAAAUGAAAACAGUCGUUUAUAUUAACAAUUAUAUUUAAAUAUUUCAUUGAGUCAUUUUCUUUUCACCCUUCUGUUAGGUAAGCAACAGAUCAUGUGAGCGGAGUGGAGCGAGUUGUCACUCCGCUCAAAUAUUCACUCACGUGCGAUCGCUCAACUCAAACCUGUUAUUAUUAUCCCAUAUGAAUUGACAUGUUGGUAAAAAUCCAGGGAAUCUGCUCUGUCCAGCCUGUGAACCCUUUAACUCAUUGUUUCUAAAGUUCACCAAGUGUCUGAAGUGGAUGCUGGUCAUUGAGAAGACACCAGAAAAUGUCAAAACAUAAUCUAAUGCUGGCUGUUGCAUUUUGACUAAUGCAUGAGAAACAAACGAACAUGAUUUCUUUUGAUUAGUAAAAUUAGAAAAGGACGCAAGCAGGGGCGUGUCCGUAUGGGGGGUAUGGGGGUGAAGUUGGGUGUAUAACAUUGAUGUGUGCAUCAUAAGUAUCUUCUUUUAAACAUGCUGGAAUAUUUCGUUUACUUUACUAUUUGCCUCAAACUAAGUUUUUAAAAACCUUUAUAAUGUACCAUGCCACAUUGCCACAAACCUUAUCAUAAUCAUGUGUUGAAGUUAUUAAAAUUAAAUUAAUAUACCUAUCAAUUUGAUGGCGCCAAUCAAUGAAAUCCAAGGCAUACUAAACCUGGAAUCUGUACCAUCUCUUGAUCUGUUUAAUAACAUUUUAAAGUCUGUUUUUAUGGAACAAUGUCAAUGCUUUUAACAUCAGUUUAUGAUCUCCAUUGCUUUUUUCUUUUCUUUAGUCCUUGAUCCUGUUUUUUUUUUGUGUUUGAUUACAGUGUGGUUUUAUGUAUUUCUAUGUGAUUUUUAAUUGUUUUACUUUUGA
Xyrauchen texanus (razorback sucker) is the source of this 3705-nucleotide messenger RNA. Its product is annotated as zinc-binding protein A33-like. Lineage: Eukaryota; Metazoa; Chordata; Actinopteri; Cypriniformes; Catostomidae. Bases 1 to 1242 code for a protein of 413 amino acids. The record is from RefSeq and is a predicted model, not a curated record. Gene Ontology annotation, molecular function: protein binding; zinc ion binding. The transcript is spliced from 6 exons.